Messenger RNA from Nannospalax galili (Upper Galilee mountains blind mole rat), 381 nucleotides. Its product is annotated as interferon-induced GTP-binding protein Mx2. Gene Ontology annotation, cellular component: nucleus; membrane; microtubule. Gene Ontology annotation, molecular function: microtubule binding; GTPase activity; GTP binding. The record is from RefSeq and is a predicted model, not a curated record. Gene Ontology annotation, biological process: defense response to virus. NCBI's taxonomy places the organism in Eukaryota, Metazoa, Chordata, Mammalia, Rodentia, Spalacidae.
GAAGCUCACAGCCGCAUCUCCAGUCACAUCCCCUUGAUCAUCCAGUACUUUGUUCUGAAGAUGUUCGGCGAGCAGCUGCAGAAGGCCAUGCUUCAGCUCCUGCAGGACAAGGAGGCCGGCACAUGGCUGCUGAUGGAGCGCAGUGACACCAGAGAGAAGAGGAAGUUCCUGAAGGAGCGGCUUACCAGGCUGGCCCAGGCUCGGCGCAGGCUCGCCAAAUUCCCUGGUUAAUCUGGCUCUGUGCUGCCCUGAGUCUCCCGGACACGACUCUGGAGAGAGGAGGCUGUACCCUUUUCCUGACCCCUACAAUCCUUAGCUGCCUACCUGGUGUUCACUGCAGACAGGGAGCCAGCUCCCUGCUAACGCUGAGGAGAUGAGGAG